This is a messenger RNA of Macrosiphum euphorbiae (potato aphid), 372 nucleotides long. NCBI's taxonomy places the organism in Eukaryota, Metazoa, Arthropoda, Insecta, Hemiptera, Aphididae. The record is from the annotation of a GenBank genome assembly.
AUGAUAAAAAAAGAUUGUAAUGGUCACCAAAUUAAUCAAUGGGCUGCCCGUAAAUCUGCCCAUGAAAUAUUUUGUAAGAUAUGUUCAACUACAAUGAAUGUUACUUUAAAAGGUUUUCAAGCCCUUAAUCAACAUUCUAACAGUAGUAAACAUAAAGAACAUUCUAAAACUAAACUUGCAUUAAAUCAAUUGCGCCUUUCUACCGCUACUACAUCUGAUGACCAACCGCUAGAAGCUACAGUAAAAUCUACUUUGAAGUUAUUUAAUCCUAACGAUUGUGCUAAAAGAGCUGAAUUGAUAUGGGUUAUGAAAAUGGUCACCAGUAACUUCUCAGCAUCAUCAUGCACUGAUAUUGCUUCAAUUUUUAAUUGA